AUGGGUUUUUUGAAUCGCCACCAGCACACAGCAGUCACGUCGACUAUAAACGACUGCUGCGAAAAGAAUGACCCCUCGGGUGAUGAUUUCUACAUCGAAACACAGCUGUCGGUUUUGUUAGACGCAAUCAAGUUCCAGAAAGAUUUUGCCGAGCCUGGUCCUGUUGAAGCUGCCAGAGCUUUGAGAAAAAAGAUGAAGUACGGUAACACAAAGGAACAGUACAAUGCGUUGCGGGUUCUUGACCUAUUGAUAACCAAUGGCGGCAGAGAGAUAACGGCUUUGUGCAAUGACGAUAAGCUCUUGGACAGACUACAGUUCUACCUCAUGGACGGAAGCACCUCCUCAUUUUCUUCCUCCGCAGCCUCUCCUCCAAACAAAAAGAUUUCCAACUUUACACGCUCUCUGAUGGCUGGGUGGUAUGAUAAAUACCGGGAUGACGACCGUUUGACAAACAUAACCCUUUUAUAUGAGCGUUGCAUGCAAGGACGAAAAGCAAAGCAAAGGGCCGCUGCGACGUCCAGUUACGAUCGUCAGGUUCCAGACUUCAUGAAUGACGAAGCAGAUAUGGAUUAUACACCCUUUGACGAUGAUGGGGAGGAUUAUAGCAAUGGUGAGGAGCAAAGUAGAUACAGUUAUGCUGAUGAACCCAGCAGAUACAGCACUAAUAGCUCCUCUCAGUCUCGGCCAAAGACAAAUGCAGAGCUGGACAAAAAGUUCAAAAUACCUAGAAUCAACUAUGACAAGGAGGGUCCUAAAAUCAUGCAAUUGAUCGGUCAGGCAAAUAUAAUGGCUACGAACUUGUUAAACAUUUUGAACAGUCUUGAUAAGAACGAGUUGUCAAUCCACUCGAUCAGGGCAAAUGACGCAUUCGAUGAAUGCCGUGCCAUUAGAAGAAAAGUGUUGAGGUAUUUACAGUUAGUCAAUAGGGAAGAGUUGCUUGGCCCCCUGCUCAAGUGUAACGAUGAUUUGGUCAUCUCCUUGAAAAAGUAUGAAGAGCAUAGUGUUCCCGCAGAAGCCAGAGUUACCACUAACUCCGACUCCGAUGAUUACGACUCGUUGCAAGACUAUGAAUCGGAUCACGAGCCCGUAAAUCUCCCUCUUGGCACAGCGAGAAGAGCCCCGAUUAGCGAUGAUGACUAUGACACCAGCGACUCAGAUGACGACGACAGGUAUGUGAGGGAACGGGCACCUCCAGCCGGAACACGCUAUGAAGUCAAAGAAAGAAGGGCUCCUCCGCCAGUGCCUGCUAAAAAGAGCGUUCUGCAAAGUCCAAAACCUGUUAAACAGACAAGUAUUAUGAAAGAAAAGGUGUCAAAAAGUGAUUACGACCCUUUUUCCGACGAUAAUGAAGUCGCCCCUGUUUCGUGGAGCUAG
Messenger RNA from Pichia membranifaciens NRRL Y-2026, 1374 nucleotides. RefSeq lists its product as hypothetical. The transcript has a single exon. Gene Ontology annotation, biological process: actin cortical patch localization; endocytosis; actin filament organization. Gene Ontology annotation, molecular function: phosphatidylinositol binding; ubiquitin binding. Gene Ontology annotation, cellular component: actin cortical patch. The record is from RefSeq and is a predicted model, not a curated record. The coding region runs from base 1 to 1374 and encodes 457 amino acids. NCBI's taxonomy places the organism in Eukaryota, Fungi, Ascomycota, Pichiomycetes, Pichiales, Pichiaceae.